Acomys russatus (golden spiny mouse) is the source of this 936-nucleotide messenger RNA. RefSeq names its product olfactory receptor 8B3-like. Gene Ontology annotation, biological process: G protein-coupled receptor signaling pathway; sensory perception of smell. The coding region runs from base 1 to 936 and encodes 311 amino acids. Gene Ontology annotation, molecular function: olfactory receptor activity; G protein-coupled receptor activity; odorant binding. The transcript has a single exon. NCBI's taxonomy places the organism in Eukaryota, Metazoa, Chordata, Mammalia, Rodentia, Muridae. Gene Ontology annotation, cellular component: membrane. The record is from RefSeq and is a predicted model, not a curated record.
AUGGUGGCCUCUGGAAAUGUGUCUUGGGUGACUGAAUUCCUUCUGGUAGGAUUAACAAACCAGCCUGAACUCCAAAUACCCUUGUUCUUUGUGUUUCUAAUAAUGUAUAUUGUAACUGUGUUUGGAAAUUUGUGUUUGAUAAUCCUUAUUGCACUGAAUUCACAUCUUCACACCCCAAUGUACUUUUUCCUCUUUAACCUGUCCUUCACAGACCUCUGCUAUUCUACUGUGUUCACUCCUAAAAUGCUGAUGAACUUUAUAUUAAGCAAGAAUGUCAUUUCUUAUAUGGGAUGCUUGACACAGCUUUAUUUCUUUUGUUUUUUUGUCAUUUCUGAGUGCUACGUGUUGACCUCAAUGGCUUAUGAUCGCUAUGUGGCCAUCUGUAAUCCACUCUUGUAUAACAUUAUCAUGUCUCCUAAACUAUGUUUGAACCUUAUGCUUGGCUCAUACAUGAUGGCAUUUUCUGGUGCCAUGGCUCACACAGGAUGCAUGCUGAGACUGACUUUCUGUGAUGAAAACACCAUCAACCACUACUUCUGUGACAUCCUCCCUGUGAUGCAGCUCUCCUGCACCAGCACCUAUGUCAAUGAGAUUGUAGUUUUCAUUGUGGUAGGCAUCAACAUCAUUGUGCCUAGCAUCACCAUCUUCAUCUCUUAUGGUUUCAUCCUCUCCAGCAUCUUCCACAUCAAUUCUGCUGAAGGCAGGUCCAAGGCCUUCAGCACCUGCAGUUCUCAUAUAAUUGCUGUUUCUCUGUUCUUUGGAUCAGGUGCAUUUAUGUAUCUCAAACCAUCUUCUUCUUCAUCUAUGGGCCAAGGAAAAACCUCUUCUGUCUUUUAUACUAAUGUGGUUCCCAUGAUGAAUCCAUUAAUCUACAGUUUGAGAAAUAAAGAUGUAAAAAUAGCCCUAAGAAAAACUCUGAGUAAAUGGAAAUUUUGA